Suillus plorans is the source of this 1710-nucleotide messenger RNA. Its product is annotated as alpha beta-hydrolase. The record is from RefSeq and is a predicted model, not a curated record. Gene Ontology annotation, molecular function: hydrolase activity. Bases 105 to 1382 code for a protein of 425 amino acids. The transcript has a single exon. NCBI's taxonomy places the organism in Eukaryota, Fungi, Basidiomycota, Agaricomycetes, Boletales, Suillaceae.
CAACGAAUCACCAAGAUUGCAAUGUAACGACCCCCUUCCUAUUCACUGAACCCUGUGACUGACUGGUGAAAGAUUUCUUGGACAGAAAUAUUCAUUCACACGUCAUGAACACAAUAUUAGCGCCAGUCGGGUUACCUGACCUCCCUCCUCAAAUUACAUCUCGGUACAUCACUUUGAGCGACCGCGAUAAUCUGAAUGUCCAUAUCCUGGAAGCGUUUCCAGAUACAAGCAAUCAUUCGAGCACACCCAACCAGUUGAUCCUUCUUCUUCACGGCUUUCCGGAACUUGCUUACUCGUGGCGCAAAGUCUUGGUACCUAUCGCCAAGGCUCACCAAGGUUAUCAUGUUGUUGCCCCUGACUUGCGUGGUUUCGGGCGAACAACGCUGUCAGGAUCCGGAGGCGCCAGUCAAGUGCAAUACGAGGAUACGCUUUCCCCGUAUCAUAUACUCAACAUCGCAGAUGAUGUAUGUUCCCUUGUGCGAGCGCUCGGAUAUUCAUCUGUUGCAAUGCUCGUGGGGCAUGACUUUGGGUCUGUUCUUGCGGGACACUGCAUUGUGGCGCAUCCGGAGCUAUUUGCAUCGGUCGUGUUCAUGAGCGUACCCUUUGGGGGUGCCAGUGGCCAACUUUGGUCUCAAACGAGUAACGAGGGUGGAGAUGACAAAGCGAAGGGACACUCCGUCGUUUCUGACAUUGCCACUGCGCUUGCUGCACUCCAACCUCCGCGCAAGCACUAUACGGCAUACUUUUCUACUCCUUCCGCCAAUGCGGACAUGCUUGGUAAAGGAGGAAAGGAUCUGUACGAUUUUCUCGGCAGCUAUGUCUACAUGAAGAGCGGCAAUUGGGAUGGAAAUGAUGCACACCCCCUACCUUCUGCAUCUUCACCUUCGCCCAGCGUUAGUGAGCUGACAAGGGAUCUUGCUACUCUGCCAGAGUACUAUGUCAUGCCACUGCACGAAAGCAUGCCAGACGUCAUCGCUCGUCAUGGACGCAUGGACGCCCGAAUCACAUGGCCCAGGGGUGAUGAAGUCGCCGAGGGAGUAUACGCUGCUGAAUUCGGCCGCACUGGUUUUCAGGGCGGGCUUAACUAUUAUCGGAGCGCACUCUCACCUCCACCCCCUGAGCGUAUAGCCCAACUACGUGCUCUAGCUGGGCGACAAGUGGAGGUGCCUGCGGCGUUUAUAUCAGGGGCUAGGGAUUGGGGAGUGUAUCAAAUUCCAGGUGCUGUGAGGAAGAUGCGAGAGGUGGUGUGUAGCAGCGCGGGAGGCAUGCAAGACGAGGAUUUCGUUUUGAUCGAGGGCGCAGGCCAUUGGGUGCAACAAGAAGCGCCAGAGAUUCUGGUACGGGAGCUUGUGAGGUUUUUAGGAAAGGUGAAGGCUUUGUAGGUGUUGCCGGGGCAAGUUGGGGCAACGAAUGGGUGAUGAUCGCGAUCAUUCUCUCCUUUCGUUAAAAGACUUGUCGGCGGGGGUAGACUCGGCUGUCGAUGGAUGUACUACGAGGAAUGUAAGUUCAAGCUUUUGUUCAAGUCUGGGAUGGCGUUCUGGAUGUCACGGCCGUAGCCACGGCCGCAGCGGCCCGCAUGUUCCCCGAGCCCGUAGAAGAUCGAAAAAAACACCCAUCCGGGCCAUAGCAACUUGUUCACCGCUGUCCCAAGCGGACAUCCUCGGUCAGGAUCAUCUCCCAGAUGUGACUAGACCCUUUGCGUGCUUCACG